AUGGCGCCUCGAGAGAACUCGCAUGAGCCCUCCGGCACGCCGGCGCCGGUAGAAACUGGCUUUGCCACUCUUGCACAGCUGAGAACCGGUGUGAAGGCAUGGGUUGAGAAGGACGGCGAGAAGCGCAAAGCUGAAAUACUGUCCAUCCAAACACGGCAGGGCAGGCCCAAGUUUUAUGUUCAUUAUGAGGAAUUCAACAAACGUUUGGAUGAAUGGAUCGAAGCCGAAAGGAUAGAUCUUUCGAGAGAAGUGGAGUGGCCUGCGCCUGAAAAAGCCGACAAGAAGAAGGGCACUACCGUCAAGACUGACAAAGCACCUUCAAAGUCUGAUCAGAAGAAUCUCAAGCGAUCACGCAGCAAACUUGACCGCGAGAUCUCUGGCACCCCAGAGUCGACGUCUAGCAACUUGCCAGGCAAAGCAUCAAGACCAUCUAAAGCAAGUGGAAAAGAAAAUCAAGAGUUGAUAGUGACAAGCGAAGUUACCGAUGGCACGCCAAAACCCGAGGACGAGGAGAUGGACCUCGUCGACGUGCAGGAUGCCGCUGCAGCAGCAAAGGCUAUGCCACCCCAGGACUACUCGAGAGAAGACGAAAUCGAAAAGCUUCGUACAUCAGGAUCCAUGACGCAGAACCAGACCGAAAUCUCACGAGUGCGUAACUUGGAGAAGAUUCAGAUGGGCAAGUUCGAGGUCGAGCCUUGGUACUUCUCACCCUACCCAGUUGACUUUGUGGAUUCAGAUGUAGUCUACAUCUGCGAGUUCUGUCUCUCUUACUACGGCGAAGUUACGCAGUUCGAGCGCCACCGCUCAAAGUGCCACCUCCUUCACCCCCCUGGCAACGAAAUAUACCGAGAUGACUACGUAUCCUUCUUCGAGAUCGACGGGAGGCGGCAGCGAACAUGGUGUCGCAAUCUUUGUCUGCUUUCAAAACUCUUCUUAGAUCACAAGACGCUCUAUUACGAUGUUGACCCUUUCUUGUUCUACUGCAUGUGCACCCGCGACGAACACGGCUGCCAUUUCGUAGGCUACUUCUCCAAAGAAAAGGAAUCCGCAGAGGGCUACAACGUAGCCUGUAUCCUUACGCUCCCUCAAUACCAACGGAAAGGUUUCGGUAAACUGCUCAUCGACUUUUCUUACCUCCUUUCCAAGCGUGAAAACAAGCUCGGGUCUCCAGAAAAGCCUUUGUCUGAUUUGGGUCUUUUGGGAUAUCGUGCCUACUGGCAGGAGAUUCUUGUCGACAUACUCAUGGAGCCUGGCCGUACAGAAGCAAAUAUCGAAGAUCUGGGUGCUGCGACCGCAAUGACCACGAAUGAUGUUCUACACACCCUGCAGAAUCUGAACAUGCUGCGAUAUAGCAAGAAUCAGCAUGUCGUCGUCCUUACAGAUGCAGUUAUUGCGCAGCGGGAGAGACAAAAGGCAAAGGAAAAGCUGAAAGGCAAGAGGAGCAUCGAUCCUGAUCGCCUGAUCUGGAAGCCACCCGUGUUCUCUGCAGCGAGUCGGACAUGGAAUUGGUAA
Alternaria alternata is the source of this 1512-nucleotide messenger RNA. Its product is annotated as histone acetyltransferase ESA1. The coding region runs from base 1 to 1512 and encodes 503 amino acids. NCBI's taxonomy places the organism in Eukaryota, Fungi, Ascomycota, Dothideomycetes, Pleosporales, Pleosporaceae. Gene Ontology annotation, molecular function: histone acetyltransferase activity. The transcript is spliced from 3 exons. Gene Ontology annotation, biological process: regulation of DNA-templated transcription. The record is from RefSeq and is a predicted model, not a curated record.